ACCACCAGUCACGUGGUCACGUGACGCGCUCCAACAUGGCGGCGCCGUGGGGCCGGGGCGUCUCUUCCUGACAGGGCGGCGCGCACGGACGCGGCCGGUGCCGGCCGGGACGCCUGGCCCUUAGCCUCGCUGUCCUGCUCGCUCGCGCCGUCGGCUCGCGGGGCUGCCGGCCCCCGCCGGCCGGGGCCAUGCAGGAAAGCCAGACCAAGAGCAUGUUCGUGUCCCGGGCCCUGGAGAAGAUCCUAGCCGACAAGGAGGUGAAGCGGCCCCAGCACUCACAGCUGCGUAGGGCCUGCCAGGUGGCGCUCGAUGAAAUUAAAGCAGAAAUAGAGAAGCAGAGGCUUGGCGCUGCAGCUCCCCCAAAGGCAAACUUCAUUGAAGCCGACAAGUAUUUCCUUCCAUUCGAGCUGGCCUGCCAGUCCAAGUCCCCCCGGGUGGUCAGCACAUCUCUGGAUUGCUUGCAGAAACUCAUUGCGUAUGGGCACAUCACUGGCAACGCCCCUGACAGUGGAGCUCCUGGGAAGCGGCUGAUUGACAGGAUUGUUGAAACCAUUUGCAAUUGUUUUCAGGGCCCUCAGACAGAUGAAGGGGUUCAGUUACAAAUAAUUAAGGCUCUGCUGACUGCUGUGACUUCCCCACACAUUGAAAUCCAUGAGGGCACGAUCCUGCAGACAGUAAGGACAUGCUACAACAUCUAUCUGGCCAGCAAGAACCUCAUCAAUCAGACCACUGCCAAGGCCACGCUUACGCAGAUGCUGAAUGUCAUCUUUACCCGCAUGGAAAACCAAGUGUUACAGGAGACCAGAGAAUUGGAAAAACCAAUCCAGUCUAAACCUCAGUCCCCUGUGAUCCAGGCUACAGCAGGAUCUCCCAAAUUCAGCCAAUUGAAGCAGAACCAGGCCCAGAGCAAACCAACAACUCCUGAAAAAACAGAAUUGCCCAACGGUGAUCAUGCCAGGAGUGGCCUAGGAAAAGUGAGCUCAGAAAAUGGAGAGGCUCUCCGAGAAAGAAGCUCGUCACUCUCUGGAUCGGCCGAGCCUUCCAGAGGCACUGACGAUGGAGCCCAGGAGGUGGUGAAGGACAUCUUAGAGGAUGUGGUUACGUCUGCUGUGAAAGAAGCAGCAGAAAAGCAUGGUCUGACGGAGCCGGACCGAGUCCUGGGUGCCCCAGAGUACCAGGAAUACGCUGUUCACCCAGGAGUUGAUGAAAACUCACAGACCAAUGGCAUAGCCGACGACAGGCAGUCACUGUCCUCAGCAGACAAUCUGGAACCAGAUGUGCAAGGACAUCAAGUGGCUGCUAGGUUCUCUCACAUUCUACAGAAGGACGCCUUCCUGGUGUUCCGCUCCCUGUGCAAGCUGUCCAUGAAACCUCUUGGGGAAGGACCCCCAGAUCCAAAAUCUCACGAGCUUCGUUCCAAGGUGGUUUCCCUGCAGCUGUUGCUGUCCGUGCUGCAGAAUGCUGGCCCAGUCUUCAGGAGCCAUGAGAUGUUUGUCACUGCCAUUAAGCAGUACCUGUGUGUGGCCCUAUCCAAGAAUGGCGUGUCCUCAGUGCCUGAUGUCUUCGAGCUCUCACUUGCUAUUUUUCUUACUCUUCUUUCAAACUUCAAGAUGCACUUGAAAAUGCAGAUAGAGGUCUUUUUCAAAGAGAUUUUCCUGAACAUUUUAGAAACAUCUACAAGUUCUUUCGAACACCGCUGGAUGGUCAUUCAGACCCUGACAAGGAUUUGUGCAGAUGCCCAGUGUGUUGUGGAUAUUUAUGUCAACUAUGACUGUGACUUAAAUGCUGCUAACAUUUUCGAGCGUCUAGUAAAUGAUUUAUCCAAAAUCGCUCAGGGAAGAAGUGGACAUGAGCUGGGGAUGACACCUCUACAGGAGCUCAGUCUGAGGAAGAAAGGCCUGGAGUGUCUCGUGUCCAUUCUCAAGUGUAUGGUGGAAUGGAGCAAGGAUCUAUAUGUGAACCCCAACCAUCAGGCUACCCUGGGUCAGGAGAGGCUCCCAGAUCAAGAAAUUGGGGACGGAAAAGGCCUUGACAUGGCAAGACGGUGCAGUGUGACAUCAGUGGAGUCCACGGUGUCCUCAGGGACCCAGACAACCAUUCAGGAUGACCCAGAGCAGUUUGAAGUCAUCAAACAACAGAAGGAGAUCAUUGAGCAUGGCAUCGAGCUUUUCAACAAGAAGCCCAAGCGGGGAAUCCAGUUUCUCCAAGAGCAAGGCAUGUUGGGAACAGACGUAGAGGACAUUGCCCAGUUUCUGCACCAGGAAGAACGGCUGGAUUCUACCCAGGUUGGUGAGUUUCUGGGUGAUAGCACGAGGUUCAACAAGGAGGUGAUGUACGCCUAUGUGGACCAACUGGACUUCUGUGAAAAAGAGUUUGUUUCAGCCCUGAGGACAUUCCUGGAAGGCUUCCGCCUGCCUGGAGAAGCACAGAAGAUUGACCGGUUAAUGGAGAAGUUUGCUGCUCGAUACAUAGAGUGUAACCAAGGGCAAACCCUGUUUGCUAGUGCUGACACUGCGUAUGUCCUGGCAUAUUCCAUUAUUAUGCUAACUACAGACUUGCACAGCCCUCAGGUAAAGAAUAAAAUGACAAAAGAGCAAUAUAUUAAAAUGAAUCGGGGUAUCAAUGAUAGUAAAGACCUCCCAGAGGAGUAUCUGUCCAGCAUCUACGAAGAAAUAGAAGGGAAGAAGAUUGCAAUGAAGGAAACAAAAGAGCACACAAUUGCAACCAAAUCUACCAAGCAGAACGUAGCCAGUGAAAAGCAACGGCGACUGCUGUACAAUAUGGAAAUGGAACAGAUGGCUAAAACGGCCAAAGCUCUGAUGGAGGCCGUGAGCCAUGCCAAAGCUCCAUUUACCAGUGCCACACACUUGGACCAUGUUCGGCCAAUGUUCAAAUUGGUGUGGACGCCCCUGCUGGCAGCCUAUAGCAUUGGCCUGCAGAACUGCGAUGACACAGAGGUGGCCUCCCUGUGUUUGGAAGGCAUCAGGUGUGCAGUCCGCAUCGCCUGCAUCUUUGGAAUGCAGCUGGAACGAGAUGCCUAUGUUCAGGCCCUUGCUCGCUUUUCCCUGCUGACAGCCAGCUCCAGCAUCACAGAAAUGAAGCAGAAGAACAUUGACACCAUAAAGACGCUCAUCACCGUGGCUCACACUGAUGGCAACUACCUUGGCAACUCUUGGCAUGAGAUCUUGAAAUGCAUCAGCCAAUUGGAACUUGCUCAGCUGAUAGGAACUGGGGUGAAGACUCGCUACCUGUCUGGCUCUGGGCGGGAAAGAGAAGGGAGCCUGAAGGGCCACACGUUGGCAGGAGAAGAAUUCCUGGGUCUUGGCCUCGGUAAUUUGGUGAGUGGUGGCGUAGAUAAAAGACAGAUGGCCAGCUUCCAGGAGUCUGUUGGUGAAACCAGCUCACAGAGUGUGGUUGUUGCAGUGGACAGAAUUUUUACUGGCUCUACUAGACUGGAUGGAAAUGCAAUAGUUGACUUUGUCCGCUGGCUUUGUGCUGUGUCCAUGGAUGAGCUGGCCUCCCCCCACCAUCCCCGGAUGUUCAGCCUGCAGAAGAUUGUGGAGAUAUCGUACUACAACAUGAGCCGGAUCCGACUGCAGUGGUCUCGGAUAUGGCAUGUCAUUGGAGAGCACUUCAAUAAGGUUGGCUGUAACCCUAAUGAAGAUGUGGCCAUCUUUGCUGUUGAUUCACUGAGGCAACUGUCCAUGAAGUUUCUAGAGAAGGGAGAAUUGGCCAACUUCAGAUUUCAGAAGGACUUUCUGAGGCCAUUUGAGCACAUUAUGAAGAAAAACAGGUCCCCGACCAUCCGGGACAUGGUGAUCCGCUGCAUCGCCCAGAUGGUGAGCUCCCAGGCAGCCAACAUCCGCUCUGGCUGGAAGAAUAUCUUUGCUGUGUUCCACCAGGCGGCCUCUGACCAUGAUGGGAACAUCGUGGAACUGGCCUUCCAGACCACUGGCCACAUCGUCUCAACCAUUUUCCAGCACCAUUUCCCUGCGGCCAUCGACUCCUUCCAGGAUGCUGUGAAGUGCUUGUCAGAGUUUGCCUGCAAUGCCGCUUUCCCUGACACCAGCAUGGAGGCCAUCCGGCUCAUUCGCUUCUGUGGGAAAUAUGUCUCAGAGAGGCCUCGGGUACUGCAAGAAUACACAAGUGAUGACAUGAAUGUGGCUCCUGGUGACAGAGUCUGGGUCAGAGGCUGGUUUCCCAUCCUGUUUGAGCUCUCCUGCAUCAUUAACAGAUGCAAGUUAGACGUGCGUACAAGGGGACUAACCGUCAUGUUUGAGAUCAUGAAGAGCUAUGGCCACACCUUUGCAAAGCACUGGUGGCAGGACCUAUUCAGAAUCGUGUUUCGAAUUUUUGACAACAUGAAACUCCCUGAGCAACAGUCAGAGAAAUCAGAAUGGAUGACGACCACCUGCAAUCACGCACUGUAUGCUAUUUGUGAUGUAUUCACCCAGUUCUACGAGGCUUUAAAUGAAGUGCUUCUCUCUGCUGUGUUUGCACAGCUGCAGUGGUGCGUGAAACAAGAUAAUGAGCAGUUGGCGCGAUCAGGUACUAACUGCUUAGAGAACCUAGUGAUAUCCAACGGAGAGAAGUUCAGCCCUGCUGUUUGGGACGAAACCUGCAAUUGCAUGUUGGAUAUUUUCAAAACCACCAUCCCACAUGUUUUACUGACAUGGAGACCUGCGGGAAUGGAGGAAGAGUCACCAGAUAAGCAUUUGGAUGUGGACCUGGACCGACAGUCCUUAAGUAGUAUAGACAGAAAUGCCUCGGAGAAAGGACAGAGCCAGUUCUCCAACCCCACUGAUGACAGCUGGAAGGGUGCGCCAUAUACAAAUCAGAAACUGUUGGCCAGCCUCCUCAUCAAGUGUGUGGUUCAGCUGGAGUUGAUACAGACCAUUGACAACAUCGUGUUCUACCCUGCCACCAGCAAAAAGGAGGAUGCGGAGCACAUGGUUGCUGCCCAGCAAGACACACUAGAUGCAGAUAUCCACAUCGAGACAGAGAGUCAGGGCAUGUACAAGCUCAUGUCUUCCCAGCACCUCUUCAAGCUGUUGGACUGCCUACAGGAGUCCCAUUCAUUCUCCAAGGCCUUCAACUCCAACUAUGAGCAGCGAACUGUCCUCUGGAGAGCAGGCUUCAAGGGCAAGUCCAAACCCAAUCUUCUCAAACAAGAAACCAGCAGCCUGGCCUGUUGUUUGAGGAUCCUGUUCAGAAUGUAUGUCGAUGAGGACCGCAGGGAUUCCUGGGAUGAAAUACAGCAGCGACUUUUAACUGUUUGCAGUGAAGCACUUGCCUAUUUCGUUACUGUGAACUCUGAAAGCCAUCGGGAAGCAUGGACGAAUCUACUGCUAUUACUUCUGACCAAAACCCUCAAAAUAAACGAUGAAAAGUUCAAAGCACACGCUCCAGUGUACUACCCCUACUUGUGUGAAAUCAUGCAGUUCGACCUGAUCCCUGAGCUCCGAGCAGUUCUUCGGAAGUUCUUCCUGAGGAUAGGCCUGGUGUAUAAGAUAUGGAUUCCAGAGGAGUCAUCACAAGUGCCAGCAGCAUUGUCAUCGACGUGGUAGCACUGGCUCCCACGGUCACUCUGUGGUUCUGCAGAGUAUCCGUCAUGCCAUCCCAACUGGCAAACAAGAAGCCAACCUUCUAGUUGGGGUUCAGACCUGGAUAGCAGUGAUCUGUACACUGGCCUCGUCACAGUCCCCAGCGGAGGCUCAUGGUGUCUGUCUCAUUAAACCACCGCAUACCAGUACCACAGAGGUGGGGAGUCUGUUCUCCAUCUGUUGUUCCAUUUUGCUGACGGAACUGUCAGAGCUGUUGUGAAAACCACCAUUUCCUCGCAGGGCUCCAAGACUGGCGAUAAAUGUGUUGUCAGAAGAAGUCAUUCUCCUUGGAAGUACUGAACUUCGCUGUAUAGAUUCGUGUUUAUUAGAGAGUAUGUUAAUAAAAUUCCUUGUAACGGCUAACUGCCACCUAAGUACGCUGGGUGUUUUGUUGUUUGAAUGUACUAGAGAAGUUUGAAUGUUUAUGCCAGUUUUGGGUCAGCCUAGUUAGAUUAGAAAGGUAGGAAAAGAGGGUUAUUUCUUAUGUUUUGUUAUUGUCUAAGUGACUUGUAAAGUAUUCCACAAAGUUAUAUUAUUGAAGGUUUGAUGAAAGGCAGAGUUUAGAAAACUUAAAGCGCUUGCAAGGUUUGAAGGCGAUGUAGUGCCUCAUGACUCCGUUUUAGUAACGUGGGAGACAGUCUGUAGGAAAAAUAACUUAACAAAGGGUUAACCUUCCUUGAAGUGUUUGUGGGUGGGGGUUCCAUUACAUUUUCCAGAAUGCAUUGCACAUCUCUGAAAUCUCUCACAUGAAAUAUUAAUGAAAACAAAAUAACUGACCCAGAGUUUGUUUCUCUUUGAGUAAAUCUCUUUAGUUUUUCCCUCAGCAGAGUGCCUGGUGGUUAGUGUGGCUGCUUUGCCAUCCCUGUUGAAGUGACACCAGAGGCAGGGACAGUAACUUAGUGUAAUAAGGGUCACUCUGGUGCCCCCUCAGCCACAUCAUGAGUGGAACUAGAGCUACUGUGGGGCCAGCACAGCUGGACUGUGAGAACGGCCAGGGGUGGCACCUACAGCUUUUGUUAACUAGAGCCAGGAGAUGGAGUCUGGCAGGAUUAGAUUCUAGGAUCCUUAUGUUGGUAAGGGUGCCACACCCACAACCACAGUAGACUGACUUCUGAGUGCUCCCAACACCCACAGCAGCCAAGCUAGAGGAAGGCUAAUGGAUUUGGAGCCCAUGAGAAAGAACACACAAUUCCUAGUCUGCCCUCCUGCACUGUUCACCUGGAGCAGCACUGCGUGCUGAGCCAUGUCAUGAAAUGCCAUGGGAACAUUCAGACUUCUGCCUGCAUCAAGUCCUACAAAUUGGGGUUGUAUCGUGUCAACUCUGGUGCCUUAGAAGUUAGUCAUCCCUUGGGAGUGCGUCUGUGGAAUUGGACCCUUUUUCCUUUCUAGAGAGGGGAGUCCUAGUGCUUUUGCUAUUUUUUUUUUUUUUUUUUUUUUUUUUUUUUUGACAGCCUUGCCAUAUGCUCAGUUUGGCCAGCAGAACUUGUAUUUAUGCUUUUAUUUCCCAAAAGGUAUUUAAUUUCUCUACCAAAGAAAAAAAAAAGCAGGUUGGGAUUAUCACUAGAACACAUCAGCUGAGAGGGCUGUGCACCUCAAAGGACGGGACUGUGGGAGAAUGUUAGUGAAGGGGAGAGUGUGAACACGGUGAACUGGCGUGUCUUGGAGUCUGUUACAUUUUUUUUGCUGCACCACAGACCUGUGCCUGAGAUGUUCUCCCUGGUGUUGCCACUCAGCAUGACCUCAGUUAUCAGUGGUCCCUGCAGCAUUUGUAUCACCCAUGUAGCCAGGGAACAUGCGUGCAUGUUCAGUCGGUGCAUCUUGCCUAAGCCGUGUCCCUUGCUGGUGACUUUCCCUCCCCUGUCAUAUGACAUUUCACCCAUUUACACUAGCCCUUUUCCCCCAGUGUUCCCUGCCUCCUCUGUAACUUUUGCCCCUUAUAGGGCAGGGAGUGUGUCGGUGUGUUUUCUUACUUGCUUAGAUAUUCAGGCUUGAAUGUCUUUAUAAUUUUGUUAUGUAAAAAGAUUGAUUUUUCUGAAUGAUGCAUUUGAAUUGUACAGCAAUAGAUCUUUUAAAAAACAAUGUAAAACCAUUCAGGGUAAUUUUUCUUGUCAGUGGCAGUGGUGUCCCUGACCUCCAGAAACAAGCCAUUCAGUAUAAAUUCUUCGUGGUGAACAAGUCUAUUCUUUCUCAUGGCAAAUGUAGCUUGAGCCCACCGGACACCAGUGCAGAGAAAGAACAGCUGUGUGUCCUCACAGGCAGAUGCUGCCUGGCUGCAGCAUGGAGGAGGGAGGGUAGAGCAUCUUCCAAGGCCUUAUUUCUUUAUCACAAUGCUUUAAGUGUCGGUUUAUGUGCUGGGGUCUCUAAAGAAGCUGCUGUCCCCAAGCUGCUGUUCCAAGCAAUUCUGUUGUUGUCUGUUAAGAAAAUAAAUCACCAGCUUUGGCAUCUGAGCAACAGACAGAGAGUGGGGAUGUAUAUCAAAUGUGCACCUUCAGAGCCAAACACACCUUCUCUCAUCCUGUACAACUAAACCAGACAUCAGAAAAAUUGUGUAGUAAUGUCUGAAAGCACUUUCCUCCAGUAGGUGACUUUUGUACAAAAUUCAGAAAAUCUAUAAAGACACCACCCUUAAAAAAAAAACAACUAAUUCUUUUGUGAUUAUGGCUGUAUAUUUAGUUGUCUUUCUAGUUAUUAAAAGAAGGUGCUGACACAUGCAGGUGUGGCCGCCCUACUCAGGUGUUUGUUGCUUACAGCGCUAGUGGAUACCGGUUGCAAUAGGCACUGGAUCCUUCCGAACUCUGUCUCAUUAUUUGUGGUAAGGUAAGCUGAAGCUCACAUUGGACCUAGAGUUGUACUACCAGCAGCUUUAUGGUUUGAGAAGCAAAAUAACCAAAGCUGAGGGUCUUAAAGAAGGAAUCCACCUGAAAACCCUUGCUCUCAGAAAGUGGCACUCAUCAAAUGUGUGGUUUUUCUCAGUGUUCUCAUUUUUUAGAAAAAUUUUAUCUUGCAUAUUUGCAUCAAACAUUUCUUUAUGUGCAAAAAAAAUGUAUGUUUUCCUCUUUAAAAUGCCCAAAAGUUAGUUACUAAUGACUUUGAUUUCAUCCAUACACAAUGAUUAAGUGCAUUUAAUAUUGAUAAUUUAAUGGAAAGCAUUCCUUGCCCAAUGGAUGUAAACAUUUUUGAAAGAAUAAAGCAGAAUUAUAUAAUAUGAAAUGCUAUGUAAAGUUUUCUAUGUAAAAAUAUUAUGUAUAAUACUGUUAAAUACCCCCAUGCUUUGAUCAGGUGGAAAAUCAAUAAAGUUUUAAAAAGUAAA
Molecule: messenger RNA, 8913 nt
Organism: Phodopus roborovskii (desert hamster)
Lineage: Eukaryota; Metazoa; Chordata; Mammalia; Rodentia; Cricetidae
Gene: Arfgef2
Product: ADP ribosylation factor guanine nucleotide exchange factor 2
Exons: 39
Coding region: 189-5567 (1792 amino acids)
Biological process (GO): regulation of ARF protein signal transduction
Molecular function (GO): guanyl-nucleotide exchange factor activity
Source: RefSeq, a predicted model, not a curated record